GGACGGUUGAGGAGAGAAUACUGGCUCGCGCUGUGUCCGUUAUUUUGAUUCUUUGUCUUCUUCUGGCUUAAUCGGCUAGUGAAGGCUCUGUUGUCCGUCACUUAAAUCCCUGAAAAACUAUUCCGAACCCAGGAUUUUACAUAUAAUUGGUGGCAGCGGCGGGUUUUUGUGUGUGCGUGGACUUCACGGACAAAAACUUCAGCACCGUGUCUUGCCGUUUGGACAUUUCAUUUGAAUGAUUCGAUGUUCGCAAAGGGACUGCACCCUGAGUUUACUACACUGCUUUAGCAUUUCAUGGAUUCAGUAGGAUGAGCAUCAUUAUCUGACUGAUUAUUUUUAUAACUUUAGGAUAUAUGUUUUUAUCAAUAUUACCUUGAGACAAAACGUACUGUAGUGCAAUUCGUUACUUGUUCGUCACAAGUAAAAUCUUCAAGUUAAGAAAUUUUAACUUUAAUAUGCCAUCUCCGAUCGCAUUUUGGAUAUUUUACUUUUUUUUGGCAUUGUGACUCGGUUCUUCUGGACUUUAGAUUGCAUACGGAUUUGUUGGUUUUUUUUUUUCGUCCGGUCAAAGUCACUAUAAUAUUUCUGAAGAUUCUUGGAGUGAAUCCGUUAGACUACUGCAAAGAUUGAUGCAAGACUCACGCUGUUAUCACAAGCACUUCAAACCCAUGCUAGAAAACAAGCUAUGGAAGCAGAGCAAAGGAUUACAACUGUGGAAGAAGCUGACUCCGCUAAGGCUCGGCUACAAGCACUGGAAAACCAGGUGCAGGAAAUGGUCGAUCUUAUUGACCAUCUGGACAAUAGAGGGAGAAAGAAAGAAUAUACAGUACAGGUUGUUGUAUAUCCCCAUGCCCAGAGAACACAGAGGAAACCCAAUCAAAGUUUUUGAGAUUUGGCAGCCUAGGUUCCUGAACUGAAGCCAAAUUACAUUGCAUUCAGAUUAAGAGAACCCACUGCACGCUAGCCCCCAAGCCAGGUUCAGACCAACAGCCACUACCUAUUGUCAACAGAUAGCUCAACUACGUAGAAAAGCAUUAAGUGAUUGAGGCAUUGAGGACUCAAACAGUAUGAUCUUUCAGGACUUUUCAGCAGCAACGAAGGAGCAAAAGAUCUGAUGAAGGCACAGUUUACUCGCAGCUCUACCCAGCCUAACUAAAGAGCACUCACAGCGGGUCCACUAAAGUGUUCGACGGUCUUGCUAUAUCUAUGGAAUUCAUCGACUUGCUGGAAUAAACAACUGCUUAGUGCUGCUCUGUGUACCCACUGGACUCUCUGAGAACUGCUGGAUGACAGGGGUACCAUGGGGUUCUUCAUGUCAAAGACUUUGGAUCAGAACUUGAAGAAGCAGCAGGAGUUCAUGCUUCUUAACUCCCGUCUCCAGCUGGAAAGGCAGAUCCUUAUGCAGAAUCAGAUGAGAGAGAGGCAGAUGGCCAUGCAGAUAGCCUGGUCAAGGGAAUUCCUCAAGUACUAUGGAGUGUUUUUUGGAUUAGCAUCCCUUGCUCUUACUGCUGGUGCUGUGAAAAGAAGGAGGCCCGUGUUAUUCAUACCAGUAAUCCCACUAAGUUUUGUUCUCGCCUACCAACUUGACAUGGGCUACGGAACCUUACUGCAAAGAAUGAAAGCUGAAGCAGAGGGUAUAAUGGAGUCAGAGCAUGAUCGUCUAGACCUGCCUCAUGGAGCUCCCACCUUUGAAACCAUUGAGAAAGCGCGAAGAGCCCAGAGCACCUUCUUCAUUGAGAAAUAAACUGUACUCGGUGUUGGCAACACUUAUAAAAGUUCUUGACACCCCACCUUCAUAAAAGUGUUUAAUUCGUUCGCUACUCAAGUAAAUAAAAAACGCUCUGCUUUAUCCAGUUAAUUAAAUAGUUUGUGGCAUAUAGAAUGUGCCAAUAAUGUUUCCUGCCUGAAUGACCCCUUUACAGGAUUUUUAUUUCAGAAAGGGCCCUUAUUCGUACAUAAAAUCAAGCAAAGUUUAUAAGUAAAGCUAAUAUUAACUAUUAAACUAUAAACUAAAGGCGUUAAAAGGCAAAGGCAAAGUCUCAAGUAAACUUCCUAAGCUUUUUCAGAGUAAAUGAAUAAUGUUAAAGUGAUGAUUUUACUUGUAAAUAGACUUGGGGUGCCAAUUUUACCAGUGUUUUUGGAGGUCCUUGUGUAUACUUUGCUGAAAUCAUCUGUAGGAAGUGAUUUAAAAAAGCACAAGGUCAGAUCCAGGUGUGACCUGGAACACCAAGUCAAUUAAAUAAUGGAAAUUGAUUUUUGAAUUCACUUCUCAGAUGCUUAAAGAGAAUUGUCUUUACUGAUAAAGCUAUUAUUUGCACUAAUUAUGUCAUAUAAUUGUAGUUAUUUUCUCAGUCUGUUUAUUGACAAAUCACAAAUCAGGAUAACUGAUUAAAUGUUUAAAAAAUGCAAUUCGGAAGGUUUUUGUGUGGGAGUUAGAAAGUGUUGGUGAUUUCUGUUAUUUUUUAAAUAAAACUUGAACAGUAUAAGCAUUUAAACUCUUAGUAACCAAGGUCACAUCAUAAUAUUAGUCAUGGAUUUCUGAUGGACAUCUUCUUGUACUACAUGUACUUGGAAUAAAGUGUUUUCUAUGUUUCUGUACUUUAAAUAAUGAAUCUUCCUGUGCAUUGUUUUGUUUCACACUGUACUGUAAGCACUUGUGUGUAAUAUUUACUAAGCUUUUUCUUGUAAACAAGUCGCUUUUGCAGAACUUUUAACAAGGUUAUGUUUUAUUAUUCACAGCUACAGUGCAAGGAAAUGAUGCUGUUGACCCUGUUACCUUUCACAUUAAACUUAUUUGUAAAAAUAAAUGCAAAAUUUCUACAAUUUACGUA
Lepisosteus oculatus (spotted gar) is the source of this 2831-nucleotide messenger RNA. RefSeq names its product plasminogen receptor, C-terminal lysine transmembrane protein (gene plgrkt). Lineage: Eukaryota; Metazoa; Chordata; Actinopteri; Semionotiformes; Lepisosteidae. The record is from RefSeq and is a predicted model, not a curated record. Gene Ontology annotation, biological process: positive regulation of plasminogen activation. Gene Ontology annotation, cellular component: plasma membrane.